AUGAUAUCAAGGGAAGAUUUUAUCAUAGCUUAAGAAAUUAAGGAUGAAUAUCUAUGUGGUAUCUGUUAUUAAUUAGCAAUUAAUGCUGUUGAAUGUUAAAAGUGUGAAACUCUCUUUUGUAAUGAAUGCUCUUAAGAUUGGAAAAAAAAAAAUGAUAUGUAUAACCAUAAAUUAAUAAUAUAAGAUGUCCUAAUAAAUGUGAAUAACCUUUUGAUUUAAAAUAAGCACACAGAAUGAUUAGAUCAGAAAUUCUUAAAAUAAAAUGUUAUUGUAAAUAUACUAAAUUCGGAUGUUAAGAGUAGUUGAUUUUAGAUCAACUUCUUUAACAUAUAUAGAAAUGCUAAUUUAUACCUGUAAAGUGUUGUGAAUAAUGUGAAUGGGAGGGAUAAGCAAAAGAGCUAGAAGAUCAUGUAUUAAAUUGUUUAAACUUUAGCAAGAAAAAUGUAAUUUUAUAUUACAUAUAACAUGUAAAUAAUGCAAAUAAAAAGUAUUAAAAGAAUAAAAAGAGACUCAUAAUUGUUUUGAAACAUUAAUUAAUUUAGUUAUAAAUUUAUAAACAGAGAUUUCAGAGGUGAAGAAGUCUUCUUAAAUUAAAAUCAAUGAUCUUGAACUUAAGCUAGAAUAAUAAUCAUAAUUAUAAACUUCAAUUAUUAAAUAAUCAUAAAUUCUUUUUGAAUAAUAAUAAUAAUAGAUAAAUAAUAUUUCAAAUAUUAAAUCAGAUAAACCUCCUGAAUCAAUUAUUUUAAAUUCAUUACAUAAAUCAACUUAAUAAUAAUAAUAAUAAUAAUAAUAAUAAUAAUAAUAAUAAUAAUAAUAAUUUUAAAAACCUCCUGUUCUUUAAAAACAAAUUCCAAUUUUUAAAACUUGUGGAAAAUUGGGAGAUAUUAGUAAAGAUAAAAUGUGUAAAUAAAAGCAUUUAUUACGUUUUUGGUUAACUCCAGGUAUUGAAGCUAGUAGAUAAACUUGCUCUAAUUGUUUAAAAAAUCAGAUUUGCAGAUAUGUAUGCGAAACUUGUUCUGAUUAUUAUUGUUUAAUUUGUGCACCACCAGAAAACAUGUGCAGAGGAAAAAGUUUACCUUCAUAUUGUCCAACAGGUCAUAGAAUGGAAUUUAGGAAAGGUACAAAUUAUGUAUGUGAUGUUUGUGGAUAAAGUGGAUCAGAUAUGCCAAAUAGCAAAACUUAAUGUUGUUAGAAUUGUGAUUUUGAUAUUUGCUAAAAUUGUUAAGAGUAAAUGAUUAAGAAUAAAGAAUGUGUCAUAUUUUGA
Messenger RNA from Paramecium pentaurelia, 1264 nucleotides. The record is from the annotation of a GenBank genome assembly. NCBI's taxonomy places the organism in Eukaryota, Ciliophora, Oligohymenophorea, Peniculida, Parameciidae.